CUGUUGUAUCGGGUCAUCUUGGUUUUUCUCUUUGCACAACAUAACGCUGUACUCCAUGUAUAGAUUUUCUGUCCAGAAAUUCCUCACUAUGUCUAGAUGUGAUGGGCUUUUCAGAUGUGCAGAACACGGCUGAUUGCAGUGGUACAUCUUCAUCCGUUUGUCUUACUACUGCAGAACACUUGACUGGUGGUGUUUGCUUCAUGUUGGCUUAGCAUAAAGACACUGCAGUUAGUUGAUGUUUGUUAAAUUGAUUUUGGUUCAGGUGUGGUUCAGGUGAAUAGUGUGGACUUUGAGGUUAAGUCGUGCAGUUUCAGAGGGAGGCAUGUACAUUUUUAUUAUUUAUUUGAAACAUAAAAGAAGAAAAAAAAAAGGCUGCAAAACAGACAUUCAUCAGUGCCAUGCUAUGCUGUGCUCCUCAGGUUAGAAUGUGGUGGCUGCUUUUCUUCCUUCCUGCUCAUUCGGCUCAACGAUCAGAACCCAUGUUCUCAACUAUAACCAAGACUAUACUUCCCCCAGACUACGAAAAUAACCCCACCCAGCUCAACUACGGCAUGGCCGUCACGGAUGUGGACGGAGACGGGGACCUGGAGAUAUUUGUGGCUGGCUAUAAUGGCCCCAAUCUGGUGCUGAAGUAUGACAAGCACAGAAAAAAGCUUGUAAACAUCGCGGUAGAUGACCGCAGUUCGCCGUUUUAUGCCCUGAGAGACCGUCAAGGCAACGCCAUAGGAGUAACAGCCUGUGACAUAGACGGGGACGGACGGGAGGAGAUUUACGUCCUAAACACCAAUAAUGCCUUCUCUGGUCGAGCAACAUAUUCUGACAAGCUGUUCAAGUUUCGGAACGGUCGCUUCGAGGAUCUUUUAAACGAUGACAUCAAUGAGCACAGAGACGUAGCCAACCCGAUGGCGGGGCGAUCAGUGGCCUGUGUGGACAGAAAGGGCACAGGCCGAUAUGCCAUCUACAUCGCUAAUUAUGCCAGUGGAGACGUUGGCCCUCAUGCCCUCAUAGAAAUGGACGAGGCAGCCAGCGACCUGUCCCAGGGCGUUGUUGCACUCUCCAACGUGGCGGAGCAGGCUGGAGUCAACAAGCUAAUAGGAGGAAGAGGAGUCGUGGUGGGACCCAUUGUUAGUCAGACCUUGUCGGACAUUUUCUGCGACAAUGAGUAUGGAUCUAACUUCCUGUUCAGGAACAACGGAGAUGGAACUUUUACAGAUGUGGCACAACAGGCUGGUGUGGAAGACCCAAUGCAGCAUGGGAGAGGUGUGGCCUUGGCAGACUUUAACCGAGAUGGCAGGACAGACAUCGUCUAUGGGAACUGGAAUGGGCCUCACCGACUCUACAUACAGCUGAAUAAUCGCAAGCAGAAAUUCAAGGACAUAGCCUCCCAGAAGUUUUCCAUGCCAUCACCGGUUCGGACUGUUAUCACUGCCGACUUUGACAACGACAACGAGCUGGAGGUUUUCUUCAACAACAUCGCUUACAGAGGCCCCUCUGCCAACAGGCUCUUCCGCGUAAGCAGGAGAGAACAUGGUGAUCCUCAGAUUGAAGAGCUAAAUAUUGGGGAGGCAGCGGAGCCUGAGGGACGAGGAACUGGUGCCGUUGCCACAGAUGUUGAUGGAGAUGGUCGUCUGGAGCUGAUUGUGUCCCAUGGUGAAAGUGCAGCGCAGCCGCUUUCUGUCUACAAAGUCAACCAGGGUCUCACCAGCUCCUGGCUGCGAGUGAUUCCUCGCACCAAGUUUGGUGCUUUUGCAAGAGGAGCGAAGGUGGUAGUGUACACAAAGAAGAGCGGCCCACACACACGGAUUAUUGAUGGAGGCUCAGGGUACCUUUGUGAGAUGGAGCCUGUGGCCCACUUUGGCCUUGGUAAGGAUACGGCCACCACUGUGGAGGUGUACUGGCCUGAUGGACGCUCAGUAGCCCGGCCGCUUGAGCCCUCAGAAAUCAACUCAGUGCUGGAGAUCCACUAUCCAAAAGAUGAGGAGGAAGUCACUCCGACGGUGGAAAUGAAGUGCGGUCACGGGUUUUCCCUGAACGAGAACGGCCGUUGCACAGAUAAAGAUGAAUGUACCCAGUUCCCCUCUGUGUGCCCCCCUGAACGCCCCGUCUGCACCAACACCUACGGCAGCUAUAAGUGCCGUGCCAGGAGGAGAUGCAACCAGGGUUUUGAGCCCAAUGAUGACGGGUCCGCCUGUGUGGCCCAGGUGGCUUACUUUGGGGGAACGCGGUCUUCCGGAGAACGCAGCCCUUUUCACAUGCUGAUCCUCUACACUCUGCCACUCAUCUCUGCCCAUCUGCAAACAGGAGGGCUGUAGCUGCCACCGUUUUCUCCUCUUCACUCCUGAACGUGGAUGUACAGAAACUCUCAAAUUCAAACUUUUCACAGAAAAACUCCUCUUCCUUCUCCUGUAAGGAUCUCUGCUGUCUUUUUUCCAUUAGGUAUUUACAGCGUUGUCCCCUUGUUGCUGCUGCUGUUUUGUCACCUUGUAGCUCCCACUCCUCUCUGGACUUUAAAGAACCUUAUGGAGAGCAUGACCGGGAGCAACAUGUAUCAGAACUAACUGUGUCACUUUGGAGCCCUUCAUCACCUGACACUUAUCCUAGUGGAACCUGAAGUUAGGCAGAGUCAGCGCAGGAGUGGAUCCAAAGGGUUCUGGAGACACCGACGUCUCAUUUGCUGCCACUGUUAAAACAUCCAUCUUUUUUUAAUUAGCUGUUUGUCCUCGAUCUUGUGUGUGAGCAUGGAUUGGAACAUCCAUGCGUUUUUUUUCACCUGUAAAAUCAUCCCAGUGGAGAAGGAAAGCCAUAACAAAAGAGCAGGUUAGCUGCCUCCAAGUUUUCCCAGGUAGUUGUACUUUUCCUCUUUUCUCUUAACUCAAUAAGGAGCAGCUGUCAAAUACACAGGAGAAAAAAUGAAAAAUGAGUUUGAAAAACAAAAAAGUCCAUAAUAGGCAUUAAUUUAAAGCUAUUUCAAUUUGAUUUCUAAUUCAAUUUAAUUGAAUUUUUAUGUGAGGUUUUGAAUGGUUUGAUUUUGCACCUGAAACGGGUAAAUUAAAUGAGAUCUCUACGUAAUAUCUAAAAAAUACAAUUGAAGUUAAUUGUUGACUGACAACUUUGAGUGCUGUAGUACUGUAGUUGCAUUGCACCCAUGUUGCUGCAACAGAACAGAGGUAUCCAUCUCAGACACUUUAUUCAGCAAUGAAAUUGGUAAAUAAAUUCCAAUUUGUAGGAUUUAUGCAAAUGUGGCUUUAAAACAGAGCACUUAACCUCUAAAAGGGUAAUCAAACCCUUAAUCAACUUUCUUUGGUGUUGACCUCUAUAAAUGGGGCUUGAAAAGCCUGGAUGUUCACAUUUCGGUUGGGGGUGGAGUCAGCCUCUAACUUCCCUGUUUGGUUACCCUUUAAUCUACGUUCACACCAGUCAUAAGAGGUGCAUUCAAGUGACCACUUCCAAUAAGAAGUUUGGGCUUCCGAGGUCAAAACUGUUCACGUGUCACACGUUUUUAAGUCCAUUUUCAUUCACUAUUGAACGUGCUGAAAGUGAAACAAAUUGAACGUUGACCAAUCAGGGACUUGGAUUUUGUAGCGACUGAUGGGUAGUGUCCUUUUUAAUUUAAUGGAAGUUUGAGAAGUGAGCAUGAAAGACAAACUACUAGUCACGGUUUGCACUUGGAUGGAAAUAUAUGACACCAAGUAUUUUAUGUAUCGUAGUAGAGAUGUGAAAGAAAAAGCCUGGAACAAGAUUCGUGAGAUUUGCACCACUUCUACAUUUCACAGCAAACCUAAUCCAACAGGAUCAGGUAGCAACAGUCCAGUGUGUCCAAGAAUCUCCCCCUCAGCAUGUUCUUGGACCCUCCUCACACUCUUGGUGUGUUAGAGUUGGACCUUCUAACACUUCAAUUAACAUUUUGAGGUCAAACUUGCUUUUUUUUUGUGCCAUUGCUUCCAUGAAAAUUAAGAGGUGUCAGACCAUGAAAGCGGAAUGAUGGACGUAUUCAAACUAUUAAAAUCACUGGCCGUG
Molecule: messenger RNA, 4017 nt
Organism: Oryzias melastigma (Indian medaka)
Lineage: Eukaryota; Metazoa; Chordata; Actinopteri; Beloniformes; Adrianichthyidae
Gene: crtac1b
Product: cartilage acidic protein 1b
Exons: 14
Coding region: 399-2312 (637 amino acids)
Biological process (GO): axonal fasciculation
Molecular function (GO): calcium ion binding
Source: RefSeq, a predicted model, not a curated record